AUGCUUCCGGAAUCUGUCAGCAACCUUUACAAGGAUCUCAGGUCCGUCGCCUGCCGGUUUAAGUCUCCAGCAUUUGGGAGUUAUUUCCUCGGGAAGGUUGAAGACGAUUUCAAGGAUAUCAAGCUCAAGUCCUGCGACGGGAAAGACGAAAGGGCGAUUGAGAGGUAUCUGGAGGAGCAGGGCAAGCUACUGGAUGUGCUUAAAAGGCAAACAGAUAUCUACAAUAUGUUUUAUGACGACUCAAGUUGGAUAUGA
Encephalitozoon cuniculi GB-M1 is the source of this 255-nucleotide messenger RNA. RefSeq lists its product as uncharacterized. The record is from RefSeq and is marked provisional. Gene Ontology annotation, biological process: iron-sulfur cluster assembly. The transcript has a single exon. The coding region runs from base 1 to 255 and encodes 84 amino acids. NCBI's taxonomy places the organism in Eukaryota, Fungi, Microsporidia, Unikaryonidae.